Molecule: messenger RNA, 6569 nt
Organism: Nycticebus coucang (slow loris)
Lineage: Eukaryota; Metazoa; Chordata; Mammalia; Primates; Lorisidae
Gene: CYFIP2
Product: cytoplasmic FMR1 interacting protein 2
Exons: 31
Coding region: 213-3974 (1253 amino acids)
Biological process (GO): cell morphogenesis; apoptotic process; cell projection assembly
Cellular component (GO): neuron projection; synapse
Molecular function (GO): small GTPase binding
Source: RefSeq, a predicted model, not a curated record
GGGCCGAGCGCGGCGGCCGGCGGCGCGGAGCCCGCAGAGCAUCCUGAGCCCCGGCGGGGCACUGCCGGCGCCUCGGGCCCCUCCUCUGGACCUGCCGCGUAUCUAGAAUGAACCUGGACAUGGUGAGAUUGAGAGAAAUAUUUGGAGGCCCCUGAAAUUCUCCAUUGUCCCUCCCUUCCUUUCCUGCUGUGCAGAAUAUAGAAGCUGCAGCCAUGACCACGCACGUCACCCUGGAAGAUGCCCUGUCCAACGUGGACCUGCUUGAAGAGCUGCCCCUCCCUGACCAGCAGCCAUGCAUCGAGCCUCCGCCUUCUUCCAUCAUGUAUCAGGCCAACUUUGACACAAACUUCGAGGACAGGAAUGCGUUUGUCACGGGCAUUGCAAGGUACAUUGAGCAGGCCACAGUGCACUCCAGCAUGAAUGAGAUGCUGGAGGAAGGACACGAGUAUGCUGUCAUGCUGUACACCUGGCGCAGCUGCUCCCGGGCCAUUCCCCAGGUGAAAUGCAAUGAACAGCCCAACCGAGUGGAGAUCUAUGAGAAGACAGUGGAGGUGCUGGAGCCGGAGGUCACCAAGCUCAUGAAGUUCAUGUACUUUCAGCGCAAGGCCAUUGAGCGGUUCUGCAGCGAGGUGAAGCGGCUGUGCCAUGCUGAGCGCAGGAAGGACUUUGUGUCCGAGGCCUACCUCCUGACCCUGGGCAAGUUCAUCAACAUGUUUGCCGUCCUGGAUGAGCUGAAGAAUAUGAAGUGCAGCGUCAAGAACGACCACUCUGCCUACAAGAGGGCGGCACAGUUCCUGAGGAAGAUGGCGGACCCCCAGUCUAUCCAGGAGUCACAGAACCUUUCCAUGUUCCUGGCCAACCACAACAGGAUCACCCAGUGUCUCCAUCAGCAACUGGAAGUGAUCCCAGGCUAUGAGGAGCUGCUGGCAGACAUUGUCAACAUUUGCGUAGAUUAUUACGAGAACAAGAUGUACCUGACCCCCAGCGAGAAACACAUGCUCCUCAAGGUAAUGGGCUUUGGCCUCUACCUGAUGGAUGGAAAUGUCAGUAACAUUUACAAACUGGAUGCCAAGAAAAGAAUCAAUCUUAGCAAAAUUGAUAAGUUCUUUAAGCAGCUGCAGGUGGUGCCCCUUUUCGGCGACAUGCAGAUAGAGCUGGCCAGAUACAUUAAGACCAGUGCUCACUAUGAAGAGAACAAGUCCAAGUGGACGUGCACCCAGAGCAGCAUCAGCCCCCAGUACAACAUCUGCGAGCAGAUGGUUCAGAUCCGGGAUGACCACAUCCGCUUCAUCUCUGAACUUGCGCGCUACAGCAACAGUGAGGUGGUGACGGGCUCGGGGCUGGACAGCCAGAAAUCAGAUGAGGAGUAUCGGGAGCUCUUCGACCUGGCCCUGCGGGGCCUGCAGCUUCUGUCCAAGUGGAGUGCCCACGUCAUGGAGGUGUACUCUUGGAAGCUGGUUCACCCUACAGACAAGUUCUGCAACAAGGACUGCCCUGGCACAGCGGAGGAGUAUGAGAGAGCCACACGCUACAAUUACACCAGUGAGGAGAAGUUUGCCUUCGUGGAGGUGAUCGCCAUGAUCAAAGGCCUGCAGGUGCUCAUGGGCAGGAUGGAGAGCGUCUUCAACCAGGCCAUCAGGAACACCAUCUACGCAGCCCUGCAGGACUUUGCCCAGGUGACGCUGCGUGAGCCCCUCCGGCAGGCAGUGCGGAAGAAGAAGAACGUCCUCAUCAGUGUGCUGCAGGCAAUUCGGAAGACCAUCUGUGACUGGGAGGGAGGGCGAGAGCCCCCCAAUGACCCAUGCUUGCGAGGGGAGAAGGACCCCAAAGGUGGCUUUGACAUCAAGGUGCCCCGGCGUGCUGUGGGGCCAUCCAGCACACAGCUGUACAUGGUACGGACCAUGCUCGAGUCACUCAUCGCAGACAAAAGCGGCUCCAAGAAGACCCUGAGAAGCAGCCUGGACGGCCCCAUCGUGCUGGCCAUAGAGGACUUCCACAAACAGUCCUUCUUCUUCACACACCUGCUCAACAUCAGUGAGGCCCUGCAGCAGUGUUGCGACCUCUCCCAGCUCUGGUUCCGAGAGUUCUUCCUGGAGUUAACCAUGGGCCGCCGAAUCCAGUUCCCCAUUGAGAUGUCCAUGCCCUGGAUCCUAACGGACCAUAUUCUGGAAACCAAAGAACCUUCUAUGAUGGAGUACGUCCUCUACCCUCUGGAUCUGUACAACGAUAGCGCCUACUAUGCUCUGACCAAGUUUAAAAAGCAGUUCCUGUAUGAUGAGAUCGAGGCUGAGGUGAACCUGUGUUUUGAUCAGUUUGUCUACAAGCUGGCAGACCAGAUCUUUGCUUACUAUAAAGCGAUGGCCGGCAGUGUCCUAUUGGAUAAACGUUUUAGAGCUGAAUGUAAGAAUUAUGGAGUCAUCAUUCCAUACCCACCAUCCAACCGUUAUGAAACGCUGCUGAAACAGAGGCAUGUCCAGUUAUUGGGUAGAUCAAUUGACUUGAACAGACUCAUCACCCAGCGCAUUUCUGCUGCCAUGUAUAAAUCCUUGGACCAGGCCAUCAGCCGCUUCGAGAGUGAGGACCUGACCUCCAUUGUGGAGCUGGAGUGGCUGCUGGAGAUUAACCGACUCACACACCGGCUGCUUUGUAAGCACAUGACACUGGACAGCUUUGAUGCCAUGUUCCGGGAGGCCAAUCACAACGUGUCUGCCCCCUACGGCCGGAUCACUCUGCACGUCUUCUGGGAGCUCAACUUUGACUUUCUCCCCAACUACUGCUACAAUGGGUCCACGAACCGUUUUGUCCGGACUGCCAUUCCUUUCACCCAAGAACCACAACGAGACAAACCUGCUAAUGUCCAACCUUAUUACCUCUAUGGAUCCAAGCCUCUCAACAUUGCCUACAGCCACAUCUAUAGCUCCUACAGGAAUUUCGUGGGACCACCUCACUUCAAGACCAUCUGCAGACUCCUGGGUUACCAGGGCAUCGCCGUGGUCAUGGAGGAGCUGCUGAAAAUCGUGAAGAGCUUGCUACAAGGAACCAUUCUCCAGUAUGUGAAAACACUGAUAGAGGUCAUGCCCAAGAUAUGCCGCCUGCCCCGGCACGAGUAUGGCUCCCCAGGGAUCCUGGAGUUCUUCCACCACCAGCUGAAGGACAUCAUUGAGUAUGCAGAGCUCAAAACAGACGUGUUCCAGAGCCUGAGGGAAGUGGGCAAUGCCAUCCUGUUUUGCCUCCUAAUAGAACAAGCUCUGUCUCAAGAGGAAGUCUGUGAUUUGCUCCAUGCUGCACCAUUCCAGAACAUCCUGCCUAGAGUCUACAUCAAAGAGGGAGAGCGCUUGGAGGUCCGGAUGAAGCGCCUGGAAGCCAAGUAUGCCCCGUUGCACCUGGUCCCUCUGAUAGAGCGACUGGGGACCCCCCAGCAAAUCGCCAUUGCUCGGGAGGGUGACUUGCUGACCAAGGAGCGGCUGUGCUGUGGCCUGUCCAUGUUCGAGGUCAUCCUGACCCGCAUUCGCAGCUACCUGCAGGACCCCAUCUGGAGGGGCCCACCACCCACCAACGGCGUCAUGCAUGUGGACGAGUGUGUGGAGUUCCACCGGCUGUGGAGUGCUAUGCAGUUCGUCUAUUGCAUCCCCGUGGGGACCAAUGAGUUCACCGCUGAGCAGUGCUUUGGUGAUGGCUUGAACUGGGCUGGCUGCUCCAUCAUUGUGCUCCUGGGCCAGCAGCGUCGCUUUGACCUGUUUGACUUCUGUUACCACCUGCUAAAAGUGCAGAGGCAGGAUGGGAAGGAUGAAAUCAUAAAGAAUGUGCCCCUGAAGAAGAUGGCCGACCGGAUCAGGAAGUACCAGAUCUUGAACAAUGAGGUUUUUGCCAUCCUAAACAAGUACAUGAAGUCCGUGGAGACAGACAGUUCCACAGUGGAGCAUGUGCGCUGCUUCCAACCACCCAUCCACCAGUCCUUGGCCACCACCUGCUAGGCAGAACAUCCUGGAGGAGGAGGAGCAUCAGAGAGGAAAAACCACAGCCAGCCUGCCACAGGAUCCAACCAGACAGUGUGUGGGAUGGAUCUGGAAGCAAAGAGCACCUCCCCAAACACAUCUUUACCACUCCCAAGGGUGGGGCCUGUGCAUGCUCUCCCACGACAUCUCCAUGGUGGUUUGUCCAUAGCAUAAAUGAAAAAACAAAGGAAACAGGGCAGUGUGUGUUUUUAUUUCCCCCCCUCAGCUAUAUUAAGAGCUCCUAGUUUCACCCUUUCUCUAUUGCAUAGUUCCACCCUUCUAUAGUUGCUUUCCAAGAACUCCUCCCAGGAUGGCAACAUCCUACCCAGUGCCCACAAUGCAGCCCAGGGAUGAAGGCUCAGAGAUUGAAAUAUCAGCCUGGUGGGUGGUGGGGAGCAUGCCUCAACCUACUGCACCUUCAUCACCCUUGGCUCCCCUCCAGGCACCCAGGUGGCAUCUCCUCCUGCCAUGGGUGUCAGCAGCUCCAACACAUCAGCUUCCAAAAGCCCCAUCCUAGCCCACCUCUCAGGGUAGUGUGAGAGAGAAGUCAGAAAAAUUUCCCAGCCAUAUCCCACUGAGUGGGGCUGGGGUAGAAGAAUGGUCAGGCCUGCUCUGAGGAAGCUGAAUAUGUGCACACAAUCUAGGAAUCUAAUCUAGGAAUUACAUAGCCCCAAGCAGAACAAUUUUAGACCAUCUCAGCAGCUUGAUGAUGAUGAGAUGGUUCUUUUAUUCCCUAAGCAGGUCCUAAGCACUGGGUACACAGGGUAUGCAGCAUUGGGCAAGUUAACCUUAGCACUGGGUACACAGGGUAUGCAGCAUUGGGCAAGUUAAUCAUGGCACUGCCCAGAGACCAAAUGAGGGACCACUUCUUGGCACAGAAUCUCUCCUCAAGAAAAACUCCCAUGAGAAGGGUUAUUAAGGGGUUUAUACAACAGAGGCCAAAAACAUCUUGAGGAUAGGGAAGUAAGAAAAAUAAUACUUAUCAAUGAGCUUUUAAAACCAAGAUAUAUGCCCCCAAAGGAGUCCCGUUUCAGUGAAUCAGAACUUUCACUGUCCUAGAUACUAAAAAUGCAUAAGUGUACUGGGACAUCUUACCUUUUGCUCUCAACUGCCUGUUCUCAUAAGUGGAUCUCUCCCAGGGGUAGAUCCACUUCCAUUUUCCAGACUGAACCCAAAUCCUCUGUGGAAAUCUUCCACCAAGUGUGGGAGACCACUGAGAAGGACAGAGCCUUUGAGAUAUGAACGUCUUUGUCACAGAGCACAUCAUCUUCAAAGGGAGUCUGGGGCACUGAGCUUUUAUGACCAUAUAAAGUGCAACAUUUGACAUGUCUCCUCUAGCCCAGGGAGAAAAGAAAAGAGAAAAUGGAAAGAACAAUAAUGACCCCUCCACCAGGGCAAAUGAAAGGAAAUGGUUAGCUUUAAUCAGAUGGCCCCAUGUUUAACCCCAUGGAAAGAGCAAAGGAAAGGUCCAUAGCAAGAGGUCUGUGUGAGAUGUUCAUCCUCCAGUGAGCAAAGGCGGGAAGGGAGAUCCUGAGAUUAGUACAUUUAAGUGCAGGUUUCUGGGCCCCACCUCAAAUCUUCUAAUCCUAUAUCUCUGGGAGUAGAGCCAGGAAAUGUGCAUUUUAACAAGCUCUCUGAGUUAUUCUGUUGCACAGCAAAGUUUGAGAACCACUGCUAUAAAGGAAUCAUUCUGUUUAACAUUGGGCUUUGACCUACCUCUAAGCCAUGAAAGAAAAUACAUGUAGGGAAGGAAGGUGGUUCAGAGUAGAAGCUGGCAGAACUUCCUGUCUGGAGCUACCACUUCCUAUUCUGAUUUAUUUCUUCCUCUUGAUGACCACAGAAAUGUCACAGAGACAAAAAGGGGAGGUUAUCCCACAUGGCAGAACUACAUGGUAGAACAUGCCUUCAAAACCCACAUGAACUCUCUAAGUACCAGAGGCUACCAGAUCAGUGCUGUUUGGGGAUGGUAGCUAGCUCUAUCUGAUGACUAGAGUUCAUUCCAAAUCCUUGACCAUUGCUUUAUGGAGAUUUCAAUCAUCCGUUAGAUAAGAUUGCUAUUGCAACCACUCACCCCUCCCACCCUGCAUUCAUAACCCUGUAUUUGACCAUCUGGGCAGAGUCACAUUAUCCUCAGGAGACUUGAUCCCAGUCAAUGGAGGGCCUCACCCUGAAGAGAAAGAUUUUAUUUCCCUGGCUUGCCGGCAGCACUUACAAACACCAGACAAGUUUUAAUACCCUUUUGUCCCUGGUAUUACUGCCUCCUACCUUUUGAUUUUUUGUGUGUCCAAGAACCAAGAAAAAAGAAAUCUUAGGUUUUAAGAAGUUUAAGAAUAUCUGUUUCAGAAAUCAUUAAAUGUAUCAUAUUUGUAUUAAGAGUCAUUGGGGAUUUUUGUACAAUGAAUUUACAUUUAUUUAUGGUGACAUAUUUACGCUUGUGAUCAAAUAAUGAUGUUAAAUUCUUAAAUCAUAUUUGCUAUGCUGCUGAAGAUGAUAUUUUGAUUUGUAUUUUGGGGGUACCUGUGUUGAAUUGAUAAACAUUUCCAUCUCCAUUAAAACUGCUUCCAAACUAAAAAA